AGCAGCAGCAGCAGCAGACACACACACACACACACACUGAUACUACUACGCAGCAGCAGCAGCAGCAGCAACAACAACAGCAGCGACCGUAUAGGAGGAGAGGGAAGAAGAAUUAAUAAAUAAAAAAAAAAAAAAAAAAAAAAAAAAAACCACGGAGCACGACUUUCCUAAAGUACUAUUCUGUCGAGUGACUACGUUUACACUGUUUGACGAGACCAAUGCAUUCGAUAUAUUGGCUGUAGAGGCGCCGCCGUGCAGACGACCAGUCUGUUAGCUAGAAACAGUGAAGUGGUGCAAAAAGGGAGGAGGACAGGAAAUAGAGGAGUUACCUGGAGGGUCUCUCCCGUCAGUCCACAUUUCAGUCGGAGCGAGAGGACACAAAAAAAAAAAGGCACAGUGGGGAGAGAGAGGAGAAAGGAGAAGACGAGUGCGAGUCGCGUCCGCUCUUGGCAGCUGUUCCAGCCGCCGGUUUCAUUGUCUCGGCUGUUCGUUCGUUCCCGCGUCACCUUUUUGAUGAAUCGGUUCCUAUUUUUAACUUUAAUGUGAGAUAUAACUGCUGUAAAAACAAAACAAAAACAAGACAAAAAGAAGAAGAAAACAAGAAGAAAAAAAAAAGAAAGAACAUUAUUACUAGCAAGGUUGUUUUAUUUUGUUCCAUUGUUAAUUUCCAAGGUUCUUUUCGUUUCUUUUUUUUCUUUUUUUUUAUGUUUGACAACCUUUUUCGGCUGUGAGUAGCAGGAGCUUCCAUUCUCCAAACUAUCGUCGAAAAACAAAAAACAAAAAAAACAAAAAAAAAAAACCCUUCCAUACCUUAUUAGGACCUGAUAACCUGGUAUUCCUCAAGCACCUGAAACUGGCAGCUAUUCUCUUUGUGUCUGUGUGUUUGGGGAGCUCUGUGACCACAGCUUAAGCACCACUCAGCCUUUCUAGUCACCUAAGCCUAAACUAAAGCCAGCCAGCUCUAGCCUGGUCCAGCCCAGUCCAGCCUGCUCCGAUUAUCUGGACAGGAUACUCAGUUCUGUGUGGACGUGAGGAAUAUGACUGCUGAGACUCUUAACUUCGGCCCAGAAUGGCUUCGUGCACUGUCCAGUGGGGGGAGUGUGACGUCCCCCCCUCCUUCCCCCGCCAUGCCAAAGUACAAGCUGGCCGAGUACCGCUACGGCCGAGAGGAGAUGUUAGCACUUUAUAUCAAAGACAACAAGGUCCCAGAGGACAUGCAGGAUAAGGAGUUUGCUGCUAUUCUGCAAGAUGAGCCCAUGCAGCCACUGGCACUGGUGCCUCUCACCGAGGAGGAGCAGAGGAACUUCUCCAUGUCUGUGAACAGUGUGGCGGUGCUGAGGCUCAUGGGAAAAGGAGUGGGUGGGCCCGCUCCUGCAGGAGUGGUCCGCGGACGAGGGGCCGCGCGAGGUGGUCGAGGUCGAGGCCGGGGCGAAGGUGGAUUCUACCAAAGAAGUAUUGAAGAGCCGGAGGUGGGUUUUGGCCGCAGCGUUCGAGAGAUUCACCGCAGCCAGAGCUGGGACGACCGGAGCGAGCGGCGGUUCGAGAAGCCGCUGCGGCGGGAGGUGGGGCGUCCCGGGUUUGAAGAAACUGCCGGUCCCGCGGGUCCAGUGAGGAAGGACUACACCAGGGCUGACAGCGAUAACUGGCGCACCCUCCGGGAGGAGCAGGAUGAAGAAGAGGGGGAGCCGGGCAGCAAUUGGAGACUGGCCGGAUCCCGCAGGGAUGAUGGUGGUCCUCGCUCAGCGGGCUGGCGGGACCACGUGGGUCCAGGCGAAGGCCGUCGGAGGAAGUUCGACUUCGACUUCCGGGACUCGGACGGUCACCCCGGGGGCCGCCGGCGUGCAGGCAGCGAGGGACCCGAGGACGACAGGGACGGCCUACCCGAGUGGUGCACGGACGAGGAGGACCAGGAGAUGGGCACUUUCGACUCCUCUGGAAUUUUCAUGCCGAUGAAGGGCGGCAAGGAGACAAUCCCGGAGGAGGAGUUUGAGUUUAAGGGGAUCGAGGAGGAGGAGGAGGAAGAGAGCCUCGGUGACCUGGAGAGGAACGGUGCUGAAGGAGACAAAGAUAAGGAGAGUAAAGAAGCCAUCACUGCUGUAGGUGAUGGCGAGACAAAGCCAGCAUCACCCUCCUCUUCUCCCCCAGCCCACUGCGCCCCUCCCUCUCUGGAGUCCCAGCCCAGCAACGCCGGUCCAGUGGUGGAUAACACUCACAGCCUCUCCAUCAAGGUCAACAGCAUGUCUGCUGAAGACAUAGUUCCCAUAGGGGGCUCCAAAGCUCACCUGAGCCCCAACCUCGCUGCCGCCGCCGCCGCCGCCGCCGCCUCCUCCUCCUCCAGCCUCCCUCCCCCGCCGCCCUCCUCCGCUGCUCCUCUCCUCCCUCCAUCUGGAGGAGACACUGAGGAUGAUGAAGGCAUGAAACACCUGCAGCAGGAGGCAGAGAAGAUGGUGGCGUCGCUGCAGGACACCUCUCUGGAGGAGGAGUGCUUCACCCAGACUCUGCAGCAGCAGCAGGAGACCAGGAACACAGCAGCUGCUUUGCCGCUCACUCAUGAGGCAGCCAUGAAGUGGUUCUACAAGGACCCCCAGGGAGAGAUCCAGGGUCCGUUCACCACUGUGGAAAUGUGUGAGUGGUUCCAGGCCGGCUACUUCACCAUGACCCUGCUGGUGAAGCGGGGCUGCGACGAGGGCUUCCAACCCUUGGGGGACGUCAUCAAGAUGUGGGGCCGAGUGCCCUUUGCCCCCGGGCCCUCCCCGCCGCCCCUGCUGGUGAGACAGCUGCCCCCGACUCAGCGCCCGCAGCCCAACCGGGGGCCCGCCGGGACUGUGAGUCAGAGCUCAUCCAGCCUAGAGGAUGGGGAGGGGAGAAUGCAGAUGAGAGGGCACGUUAAUAGACAGGGAAACCUGGACCAGGAGCGUCUGAAAAAGCAGCAGGAGAUGGCGACGGCAGCAGCUCUUUAUCAGCAGCUCCAGCAGCAGCAGCUAUUCCAGCUCAUCAACAGGUCGAUGUCAGUGCCAGAUACAGGGUCCAUGUGGGACAUGCAUACCUCAGCUUCACAGCCGUCAGGCAGUGAAACCAGUCUUUGGGACAUAACAAUGAAUCCUUCUACUCAGGGUCCAACUCUCGAACAGCUUCAGAAGCUCCAGCAGGAGAGGCGAGACGCUGAACUCAGGGCGAAGCGUGAGGAGGAGGAGCAGCGGAAGCGAAGGGAGGAAAAGAGGAGGCAGCAAGAGGAGCAGAAAAGGAGGGAGGAGGAGGAGCUCUUCAGACGCAAGCGUCAGCAGGAGCUGCUCAUGAAGCUGCUGCAGCAGAGCCCCCAGCAGCAGGGGCCUGGGGCGAGCAGCUCGAGCUGGAGCGGGGCUUCCUCCGCCGGGCUCGGCAAGCCAGCGAAGUCCCCGACCAUGGCUCUGCUGGAGAUGCAGCAGGAGGCGGAGCGGCUCCUGAAGCAGCAGCAGCAGCAGCAGCAGAGAGCUCAGCAGCGAGAGCGCCACGCUGGUAUGUCAAUGGGCAGCUCGUCCAUGGGGGGGCAGUGGGUGGACGGUGUUGGCAUGUGGGGUGGGCCUGGCGGUAUGGAGGGCAAGAGCGGCAGCGGAGGGUCCUCAAGCAGCAUGGGCAUGUGGGACGAGGCCGUGAAGAACCAGGCCAGCCUGCGCGGGAACAGCAACAACAACAUGGGCUUGAAAAACAGCCGCAGCAGCCCGUCGCUCAGCGACCAGUACAUGAUGCGUCGUAAGAGGACGGAGGAGGAGGACAAGCUGCUGAAGCUGCUGCAGGGCAUGAAGCCUCAGGACGGCUUCACCACCUGGUGUGAACAGAUGCUGCACGCUCUCAACACCUCUGCCAACAACUCCUCCUCCUCCGUGGAUGUUGCCACGAUCGUGGCGUACCUGAAGGAGGUGGAGUCUCCCUAUGCAGUGCUGGAUUUUAUUCGGUCCUACCUGGGGGACACAGUGGAAGCCAAAGAGUUCGCCAAACAGUUUCUGGAGCGACGUGCCAAACAGAAAGCCAACCAACAGAGACAGCAGCAACAGUUAUCAAAGGAAGUGGCUGGAUUGAACAUGAACUUCCCUCUGCAGGACUCAAUGCGAGGUAUGAAUCCAAGCACUCUGCAGUCCAUGUUUCAGGCCAACCACAUGGGCAAGGCUGGUCUCUUUGACAACCAGGGGGGGAAGAUGAAGAAGAAACAGUCUGUGAUGCUGCACUCUGACCCCAGCAUCUUAGGGUACUCAUACCACAACGCGGGCGAGUCUCUGAGCCUGAGCGAGAUGGAGAUGGUGGAGGAUUACUGAUGUGACGCAGCGCAGCAGCAAUAGCUACCUGAGGCCUUCUGUCUUUUAAUCAGACAAACCUGAUGACGAAUGUGCACUGCUGGGGGAACAGGGGGUGGUGGGGGUUUGGGGGGACGGGAGCGAGCGUGAGGACGGCAGGGGGGGGAGGUAUAUGAGGAUGGAGGUGGAGGCGCUUGGAUAUCUGCACCUCCUACUCUUUUUCUUUCUUUCCCUCUGGUAAGAAACGUAAACAAACAAACAAAAAAAAAAAGGGCUCCUGCUGCACCAGUUGUUCACUAGAGCAGGGGAGAGACGGGGGGGGGGGGUGAGGUUUAAAGGAAGAUGGGUAUCCUCUGGCACUCAAAAGAUUAAGCACCUUAUACUGAACUAAUGCACUUUAUUGAGAUGGGAUUUGAAUUAUUAUUUUUUUUUCAUAUAUGUGUGUGCGCGUGUGUGUGUGAAUCAGUGCGCAUACGGUAUGUGUACGUACACAGUAUCUGUGCAUGCGCGUCGGAACUGGA
Messenger RNA from Mugil cephalus (flathead mullet), 4789 nucleotides. RefSeq names its product GRB10 interacting GYF protein 1a (gene gigyf1a). Gene Ontology annotation, biological process: insulin-like growth factor receptor signaling pathway. Gene Ontology annotation, molecular function: protein binding. The coding region runs from base 1038 to 4289 and encodes 1083 amino acids. The transcript has 25 exons. Lineage: Eukaryota; Metazoa; Chordata; Actinopteri; Mugiliformes; Mugilidae. The record is from RefSeq and is a predicted model, not a curated record.